This is a messenger RNA of Closterium sp. Naga37s-1, 1590 nucleotides long. Lineage: Eukaryota; Viridiplantae; Streptophyta; Zygnematophyceae; Desmidiales; Closteriaceae. The record is from the annotation of a GenBank genome assembly.
AUGACAGCAGCGUCAAACACGUCCCCACGUGCAUUACGCGUUGCUCGACGUGGAGAGGCGUCGCAGCCACACGAGCGGCCGCAAGAGGAGCUGGGAGGACGGGAGGGAAUAGUGGUGCCUGUGGAGGUGGCGGGAGAACCGGCGGCGUCGGCAGGCGGGGUUGCUGCGGCCGUGGUGGCAGUGGGAAGCGGCGCAGCGGGGGCUGGGCGGGCUGCUGCGGUGGCUGAGGAUCUGGUUGUGACGGGACCGAAGGAGGGUGCUGUGGAAGCGACGGCGGUGGAGGCUGUGGUGUCUCCAGACCCUGUUGACGGGCUUGACGCCGCCUUUGGCGGCGACUCAGCCUUACCCUCUGCCAGCCCCCGGGGGGGGCCGCAGCGGACUGCAGAGGCGGAACUGGCGACGGACCAGGAGCAGACAGAGGAGGAGGCGACGCUUGCAGCGUCACCGGAACCUGUAACGGCGGCUGAACUGGCUGCAGCGGUGACAACGGCGGCAGGGGAACGGGCUGAAGGCCGGGCCGAGGAGGUCGCGCUGGCCGCCGCUACGACCGCCAGAACGUCUGCUGCUGCCGAGGGCGCAAGCACGCGAGCGCACGGCCAGGGGGGGAGCGAUAUACGGGAUCCCGGGCCCGGCGCGUCUGUCUGCGCCGCGCGCGGGAAGGCUGGGAAGAAGCUUCGAGCCCAACCAGCGCCGAGGCGGCCCGGAGCAGGGCUGGCGCCUGGACGCCCGGGACCCCUCCUGGGCUGGCUUCUGCAAGCGCCACCGCGACAAGGGCAAGAGCAUCGACCGCCAUCGGCACCACAACCUGCAACACAAGGGAACGGUGGGGAGACCGCAGAGGCAGGUCAGACGCGACACAACACACCGGCCCGGGCAGGGACUGCGAUGGGCGAAGCGCCCCAGCUGCGACAAGACACGCAACCUGCUACAAGACGGGAGACGAGAAGCGUCACACGCGCCCAAGGUAUUACCUGGGGACAGCCGAGAAGUGCGCCCCACGUUCCGUCUGCUGGCCCGUGGAUCCCGGCGGGGAGAGCGCCGCAAGCGGCGCAGGGCGGGGGGGGGCCCGCGGGGCGAGGAGCCCGGGGUGGGGGGAGAGGAGCACGAGGGGGACGCGGAAGAGGAGGCGCAAUAGUUGGCGCAAUUGUUGGCGGGAGGGUAGCACUGGUGAGAUCGGGAACGUGGCGGGAACGCCACGACCUACCGGAGCAGGUGGUCCGGCCCACGAAUCGGGACGAUGGCGUCUCUGAAACGAGUGGCGACGGGGACGACUAUGUAGCCUCGGCAUCGGUAGCUUCGGAAGAGGUCUCGUUGGGGGAGGAUGAGGAUGAGCAGGCCACGGCGAGAGGACGUCGGGAAAGGGGAGAACCCAGGAGGAACCCGCAGGAGGGGGUAAGAGAGGAAGGAGUGGCGAAUGGAGAACAGGGGGAAUCGGGGGUCAGAUCCCUACGAGAUCUUGCGGAGGAAACAGCGCUGUGGCUAGAAGCAGCCACACUGCCCAGGUGCAUGGGUGAUUCUCCAGUUCCUCCCAAGGCUGACCCUGCGACCAAGACCGGAACGAGUCGAGGGAAGCCGUUGGACGGAUAUUGA